ACAAACAGAUCAAUAAGCUCUAUUUGCACCAUUUCAAUGGAGAACUCGCAGCCACAGUCAGAGUCUGAGGAGGAGAUGUCAUUCGAACAUAAAAUUUUUCAAGAUUUCAGCAGAGAUGGGCCUUCAUUCUUCCACCGUCAAACAUUUGGACAAGGGAGAUUUGGAUUUGUGUUUCCACACUACCGCCUGGUUAUACUGAGUCUGAGCCUGCUGAACGCAGUUCUGCUGAUAACCGCUGUUCUCAUUGGGAUUUACUGUGCCAAAGCCAAAGACUUUGAGAUUCCUCAUACCGAUGCUAUACCCCUCAUCAUAGAGUGGAACUUUCUCCGCAACCACAGCGGGAUCAUCAAAGCUAAAGUGGAGGCCCAGAUGGCAUUAGCCAGAGAGAGCACCAGCCAUCUGCAACUGAAACUGGAAGUGAAGCAGAAGAAGACAAUCACUGACGGUCUUCAGAGAGAAAUUGAGUUAUUACAUAGAGAAAAGACAAAUCUCCAGACUAACAGAACAUCUUUAGAGGUUAGCUGUGACAGAUGCCCACCAGGAUGGAGUUUUCUAAAAUCAUCCUGUUAUCGUUUUGCUCACCAUGAAGUGGUUGAACAAAAGAACUGGCAAGAUAGCAGAGCAGACUGUGUCCGUCAAGGGGGUGACCUGCUUGUGAUCAAUAAUUUGGAGGAGCAGCAACUCAUCAGUGAGAACGUUCCGAGGCAGAGCAGCAGCAAUAUAUGGUGGGAGAAAGGAUACUGGAUCGGCCUCACUGACGUGGUGUCAGAGGGAACCUGGGUUUGGAUUAACAAUGUGACUGAGGUGGAGACAAUGUACUGGAGAAGCGGACAGCCAAGCCACGGUGAAGCUCAGAGCGGGAACUGUGCUGCUUUUUAUUACUACCAUGAUACUAUGAAGACGUGGUAUAAUGUGAACUGCCGACAUCUGUUGAGCUCCAUCUGUGAGAUGGAGCCACAUGCGACAUGAGACCUCAUCAGUAGAAAUCAAAACAACAAUGAUGAUGAUAACGAAAAAUAAUUUCACAAAAAUUUUAACAUUUAUAUUAUGUGUUAUGUGAUAUAUUUUUAAAGAUAUAUGUGAAAUGACAAUAGAUUUGUGCACACUGCUUUUUUUUUUUUUUUUUUUUUUUAGAAGAAAACAACUAUAUUAGGUGCAACAAUGAAUUUAAAAACUACAAAACAACUCUCCAGAUCUGUAGCAGAACAAGAAACAGUAGAGACUGGUUGCACAUUGGCAAAAUCUCAAUAACUUUUUUUAAUAUCCAGAUGUGUAUGGGACAAGAAAUGUAAUGAUUUCAAGCUACAUAAUACUUGAUUACAUGAUAUAAAAAGUUUCCACUAACAGAAUGACUGCUUGAUUGUUGAAUAAACUAGAAAUCAUCUUGUUUAGCUGAUCACAAAAUGAUUCCGCUCUGCAAUUGACCAGCACCUAGUAAAUAUUUAACAAAUGGACUUGAUCUUCUGUUUGUGAUGUUAUACCUCCACACACACAAGCAAACACACACAGGGCAAUGUCCUAACAAACAGUCUCUGCUCGAUAAUCGCAUCAGACGGUUCUCAGUUUGACUCUCAAAAUGGAGGCGAGAGAAAAUUCAGGUGGCACUUUUGAGCCCAGAUAUAACACACUGGUUUCUCCAGAGGAACUGAAUGCAGAUGAAAACCCUCUCUACACAAACCGAGGGAAGCAACAAGUAUCCAUGUCCACAGUGAGACCUGGAUCCAGCCUGAAUUACUACAAAGUGCUUGCAGUGAGCCUGGCAGUGCUCGCUGUCAUCCUGCUAGCAGUCGAUAUUGGCCUGGGAGUCUAUUAUCACAAACUUAAUGAUGGGAACCAGAUAGUCACAGACAUCAGCGGUGAGAUGGCCAAACUACAGGCUACUUACAACGCUGCCAUUCAAAGACGAGAUGAAGUCAAGAAACAACUUGCAAAAGAGGUCAGUGAGCACCAAGUUACCAAGUGGGAGCUCGAACACCAGAGCCGAAGAAGCAAAGACUACGAAAAGCAGGCUGCCAAAAUUCAAAUGGAGAUUGCAGUGUUGAAAUCCCACAUGCCGAUGCUUAAAGAGGGCUGCAGACACUGUUUACCAGGAUGGACGUUCAUGAACUCACUGUGUUACUACUUGACUUUCUCUGAUACUACUUUGCGCAAAACUUGGACGGAUGCCAGAGAGUUCUGCAAAAAGCGAGGCGGUGACUUGGCAGUGAUAGACAGCAGAGAGAAGCACCUGGCAAUAGCGGAAUUGAUAAAUAAUUACCAUGACCCUUCGAGACCCAUUUCCCAGAGUGGCUACUGGAUCGGACUGAGAGAUGUAGAGGAAGAAGGGAUUUGGAAAUGGCUGGAUGGGAAAAGGCUGAUUGAUGGGUACUGGAAUGAAGGAGAACCCAACAACCAGAACAAUGAAGACUGUGCAGCUAUGUAUCCCAGAAGCAACCCCUUCAGAGCAUGGAAUGAUGCUCCAUGCAGUUACAGCCUAAAAUGGAUUUGUGAAAUGCAACCAAGGACUGUGCUUUAAUGUAAUUAGAAAAAAAAAACAGUCUUUCAGUCUCUAACACAUCUUCUGAAUAUUUUUUUAUUUUACUGUUGAGACUACAAAAUAGCAAGAAAAUUUAAAAUACGAAAAAUACAUCUGAUUCAUGAAAUUAACUCGAAAAUGUAUAUGAAUUAUUUUACUAUAUCUUUACUAUGUACAUAUGCAUUUCUGUACAAAUCUGUACAGUAGAUUGCCAGUUUAUCAGGAAAACCUCUACCUUCCUAUACAUUUUUUAUGUCACCAUGACAUGGACUGUAAAAACUACUUAGUAUUAACUUAAAUUCGGUAUUCAGGCGCUUUGGUUCUAGUAAUUCCCAAACUGCAGUCAUCUUUUCACACCCUGCUGUUUCAGAAAUUUACAGAGAGGCGUGAAAAGCAAAGAAUGACCAGUGAGCAGUGAUUCUGUGCGCAGCAUGUCUACAACAGCUUGUGGAUUAGAGGGGUCAAAGGAGAAUGACCAGUCACAUCCAGACUCAAUGUUGGAAUGCAAAAUUUAAUUUGGACGUUCACUACACUUGACUGUGUCCAAUGGAAUAUAACACAACUACCUCAUAAGCUGGCAGUUCAGUGUAAUUGUACCAUUCAAUAAAUAAACCUAACCCCC
Molecule: messenger RNA, 3137 nt
Organism: Amphiprion ocellaris (clown anemonefish)
Lineage: Eukaryota; Metazoa; Chordata; Actinopteri; Pomacentridae
Product: CD209 antigen-like protein E
Exons: 11
Coding region: 1577-2515 (312 amino acids)
Source: RefSeq, a predicted model, not a curated record